This is a messenger RNA of Paramecium sonneborni, 481 nucleotides long. The record is from the annotation of a GenBank genome assembly. NCBI's taxonomy places the organism in Eukaryota, Ciliophora, Oligohymenophorea, Peniculida, Parameciidae.
CAUUAUUUAAGAUUUAGAAUGUAAAACUAGAGUAGUCUGAUUGUUGACAGUCAAAAAAGAAAUGCAAAACGCAUUAACUAAAGAUGAUACUAGGUUCAAUGAAAGUGAAUUGGCAAAUCUUAAAGAUUAAAUUGAACUCUUAAAAAGUUCAACUAAUAAAAGAUUAUAAAUUAUUAACAAAAAAAGAGAAAAAAUAGAAAAAGAACAUUGAUUUUAUUAAAAAAGAAAAUCAAUAAUAAAUUGCUUAGGGAGGAUUCAUAUCAGUAUUUAUUUAUAUAUAUUUUAUUUCAGGGAAAUGUUAAACAAUUAUAAGAUAUUUCUGAUAUGUAGAAUAAAAAGAAUGUUAGAUGGGGAGAAAAACAACAAGAAUUCUGAGAAGAUAAAUUUAUGUAAAUAUAAAAUUAUAUUACAGUUAAAUUGCUCGUAAUUAUAAAUUAUUUAAGAAAGCCAAGGAACUGGCUGAAGAAAUUGAAAUCUUAAG